CAAGAGCUCGAGCACCGACAAGAGCGAUAUGUGCCGCUGUGACAGGAAAUAACCUCGAUGAUGGAAAGUUCUUCUUUUCAGCCAAAUGUGAGGAGGACGACUACGAAGAUGGCAUCGAUGACUGCAGUCUCUGUGUUUCUGCUCUGCUGCUUCGCCGUCGCCUCUGUUGCCUCCCAAGAUUGUGACCAGUUUGCUGCAACGGGCCGAAGCUUCAAUGUUCCUCUGGGAUACGUUCUGAAAAAAACUGAGACUCUGAAGUGGAAGUUUAAUGACAAGACAGUAUUUUAUCAAAAAACAACAGGGGUAAUUACUGGGGGAAAGGACAAUAUUACUGCAGAUGGAUCCCUCAAACGGAUAAAUGUGAGUAAGAACCAAGAAGGACUUUACACCGCUGAGGUUUUUGAUGAACAAGGAAAAGAGAAAACCAAAAAGACCAUACAAUUAUGUGUUCUGGAUCCUGUGAUAAAGCCUAAAGUGGAAACAGCAUGUAAGGAUAAAAACGUGAUCAUUAAAUGCACUCCUGAUAAGCCACCUAAGGAUGUGGAGUAUAGAUGGAUUAAAAACGGUGUCGAGAUGGAGAAGGAAACAAAAUUAUCUUUUGAAGUGAAUGCCGCACAAACUAAAGCUGACAAGUUUGCUUGCAAAUUUUUCAACAAAGCGAGUUCUGAAGUCAGUGAUGCUGUCACUCAUGAUUGUGCUAAAACAGGUAUCCCAGGUCUGCCGGAUGAACUGUGGGGAAUAUCUAUCUGGUACUAUGUGGGUGGUGGAGGAGGAAUUGUUCUACUGCUGAUCAUCAUUGUCAUUGUUUGCUGCCUCCAAACCAGACGAACGAGGAAGCUGCGCCUGAAGGAUGAGGAGGAGCUUCGUUUGGAGUGGACCAAUACUGAGCAGCAUAAUCACCAUCAUCACCAUCAUCACGAUCUUCCUCCUCUUCCUAAUCAUCCUCCACCUCAUCAUCCUCACAAUCACCAGCACCAGCAGCAGCAGCAGCAGGCGCCGGGUAAUACCGGCCCCAGACAAAGCCGCUCCAAGCAGAACCGCCAACCGCGACCUAAAGCCCCUGAACCCAACAGCCAGCCUCAGCCCAGCCCACGGCGAGCCUUACAGGCCAAACAACACGCCAAUGACGCUGAUGAAGAGCAGCCUCCUCCUCUUCCCCAGCCCAGGAAGAAAGGUCCCAAAACACAACUAGAUUAAAAUCCAUCUGGGUUUAAACAAUGUAAGCAGACAUUUUAUUUGUCAGUCACGGACCUUUUGUCAUCCUGAUUUCGCAGGCCACACCUCUUUCAUCUUUACUUGUGUUUAAACUACAAAACUUCAGUUCAUAUUGAGUUAUGGAAAACCUACAACCUUCUUAAUAUUUGAAAAGCUUAAAGCUGAACUCAAACUAGAAUUUUUCAAACUCUUUUUGACUUUUAUUAAAAAUGUCACUUGUCAUAGUUUAGCUAGAGAAUAAAUUAUGCAUUGGCCAGUUAAGGAUAUCAAGGUAAACCAUUGUUUUAAAAAAUGUGUGGUUUCAGAACCUCUGAACCUUCACAUCACAUUAUUCAAGAGAAUGUUCCAGCAUGACAGGGUUUAUUUUAAAAGGCUGGUUUUAAUGUAAUCUUCUCUAAUAUGUUGAAAGUGUGCUUUAAUGUUUCAUUAAUAAGAUUAUCAAGAUAUUUGUACCGAAAGACGAGUUCAAUCUCAGAACCUAUGAAGGUCAAAAUAGAUAAUCAAUUUAUCAAAAUCCACCUUAAAUUAGAAAAUAACAUUUGGCUCGGAUCACUCGGAUCCAACAGUUUGCAUUUGUCUUAGUUAAAAAUAAGAUUUAUGUCAGAGCGCAUUUUUAACAGAAUUAAAGGCUUUUUGAAGUUUACUCAGUGCCUCAUUUUAUAUGCUGAAAGAACAGCAAUUUACUCUAUCAUCUGCAUAGAGGUGAACAUUUGGAACAAGACUUUUAAAGGGGACAUAUCAUGCUUUUAAAUCCUCCCUUUUCACAUUUAAAUUAUUUAAUUGUGGUUUAUAUAAAGUGGAACUGCAAUGCUUUGGUCUCAAUUCCUUGAUACUGUUGCCCCACAAGCCUUUCUUUUCCCCCUAUUUUGAGGUGUAUCUCAGAGCAACUAGUUUUGGUGCUAUCCCUUUAAAUAUAAAAGAGGCACUUCACACCCCGCUCCCUACAAGUUACAAAGAGCUCCACCCCAUUUUUGCAGAAAAAUGGAGGUCAGUGUAAUUAAUUGUGUGGAUUAAUACACCCACCAACCGAACAUUUUCACUUAUCCACCUGUAGUUUUGACAAAAUCCAUGGAAGAAAUAAAAAUGUCACAUUCGCAAUAUUGGUCAGUUGGAAGGUCAUGAUCUUUUUUUUUUUCUUUUUUUUUUUGCAGUGCCUCAACAAAUGGUGUGAUUCUAAUUGUUGAAAAAAAUGUAACAGGGAAUGGAGAAAACUAAACAGAUUUAAAAAAGAGUGUAGAGCCACA
Molecule: messenger RNA, 2459 nt
Organism: Fundulus heteroclitus (mummichog)
Lineage: Eukaryota; Metazoa; Chordata; Actinopteri; Cyprinodontiformes; Fundulidae
Product: T-cell surface antigen CD2
Exons: 8
Coding region: 58-1197 (379 amino acids)
Source: RefSeq, a predicted model, not a curated record